CUAAAACCCCCCAAAAUAAUACGAGUAACUAAUAAAAAUAAAAAAAAAAUCUUCCAAAAGAUUUAUAUGAAAAAACAAAACAAAAACCCGUUGAAAUCGGAGUCAAAUUAAAGCUCCGUACUCAGCUUAAUCAGGAAUGAUUGUGUUGGAGGGUUGUCACCCUGAACACAAAAUAGUCUCAAAUACUAUGCAAAGCAACCGAUUAGGAAAUGGUGACGCGGCAACCAACAUUUAUGUUCAAAACGAUCCAACACUCGUAUGGGGAUCAAAUGAAAGGAAUGGAAACUUGGGAUCUGGUGAAAUCAUUGCAAAUGCAUCCCAUGACAACGAAGGGCCUGGGGAUGUUUUGGGAACAUCCUCAGAUGGAAUGGCAGGAAAAAAGUGUAUGGGGCAGCAUGAGGACAUGACUCUUCAGGAUAUGUAUAAUAAAGAAGGUGAUUUUGAUGAUGAAGAUGACAGUGACUGGGACCCUUUAGAAAGCUAUAUAUCGAUUGUCCAAUGGAAUUGCAUCAACUGUACCAUGGUGAAUGUUGAUGGUGCCAUUUAUUGCCAUAUAUGUGGAGAGCACAAAGAGUCUGGAAUCCUUAGGCAUGGCUUUCUUGCAUCACCUUUAGAGGAAGCAAGCUCUAUUCUGAAUAUUUCGUUGGAACGAAAUGGGAAACCAGAAGCUUCUUGCUCAAAAACGUCAGCACCACAUAAAUCGACAGCAGUGGGUUUUGAUGAGAGGAUGUUGCUUCACUCUGAAGUUGAAAGGAAGUCUCUUCCUCAUCCGGAAAGGCCAGAUCGUCUUCGAGCAAUUGCUGCUAGCCUUGCAACAGCAGGCAUAUUUCCUGGGAAGUGCCACCCCAUUUUAGCUAGAGAAAUUACGCGAGAAGAACUCCAGAUGGUUCACUCUGAUGAAAACAUUGAAUCCGUUGAACUUACAAGCCAAUGUGUGGCUAGUUAUUUCACCUCUGAUACUUAUGCAAAUAAAGAUUCUGCACUUGCUGCAAGGCUUGCAGCAGGAUUAUGUGCUGAUCUUGCUAAAUCAAUAUACACGGAUCGUGCAAAAAACGGGUUUGCUCUGGUGCGCCCUCCUGGGCAUCAUGCUGGUGUAAAACAUGCAAUGGGGUUCUGCCUGCAUAACAAUGCAGCAGUUGCUGCAUCAGCUGCUCAGGUUGCAGGAGCUAAGAAAGUGCUGAUUGUUGAUUGGGAUGUACAUCAUGGUAAUGGCACUCAAGAAAUAUUUGAGCGGAACAAAUCGGUGUUGUAUAUAUCCUUACAUAGACAUGAAGGUGGAAAGUUCUAUCCUGGUACUGGUGCUGCCACUGAGGUUGGUUCUAUGGGUGGAGAAGGGUACUGUGUAAAUGUUCCAUGGAGUCGGGGAGGGGUUGGAGAUAAUGAUUAUAUAUUUGCGUUUGAACAUGUUGUGCUUCCAAUAGCUUGUGAGUUUGCCCCUGAUAUCACAAUCAUUUCAGCUGGAUUUGAUGCAGCAAGGGGAGAUCCCCUUGGAUGCUGUGAUGUGACGCCUGAGGGGUAUGCCCAGAUGACAAAAAUGUUGACUUCUUUAUCGAGUGGAAAGUUGCUUGUCAUUCUGGAGGGCGGCUAUAAUCUUCGCUCAAUAUCCUCAUCAGCUACAGCAGUCAUCAAGGUUUUGCUUGGUGAAAACCCCGCAAGCGUGUUGGAAAAUGUUGUACCUUCCAGAUCUGGACUACGAACUGUUCUUGAUGUUUUGAAGAUCCAAAACAAUUUUUGGCCUACUCUGGGAUCCAUCCUUUCAGAUCUGCAAACACUAUGGGGAUCGUAUGCUUCGCAAAAAAUAAAAAAGAAGAGAAAACACCGAUUUAUGGUACCACUAUGGUGGAAAGUAGGAAGAAAAAAGUUUCUACAUCACAUUCUCUCCGAGCAGCUACGCCUAAACUCAAGAAAGCGUAUAAAGUCAUCGUUAUGGCUCUAAAUUCUUCCUUAGUCAGUCAUUUUGUACUACCUUUGUUUCUACCAAUAGUCUUAUGACUCUUACUCUAUUUUAAUUAGGGGAUUAUGACUAAUAUUAAGUUUUGAAGAUAUUAUUAUCAUGCUUUUGUUUUUCUUA
This is a messenger RNA of Erigeron canadensis, 2071 nucleotides long. RefSeq names its product histone deacetylase 15. Bases 137 to 1936 code for a protein of 599 amino acids. Gene Ontology annotation, molecular function: histone deacetylase activity. NCBI's taxonomy places the organism in Eukaryota, Viridiplantae, Streptophyta, Magnoliopsida, Asterales, Asteraceae. The record is from RefSeq and is a predicted model, not a curated record. Gene Ontology annotation, biological process: chromatin organization. The transcript has 18 exons. Gene Ontology annotation, cellular component: histone deacetylase complex.